CUUGCCCCUUGCACCCAGGCAGGCGCAGAGUACUUUCUAUUUGCAGGCACGCAAGCACGCAGGGAACGGACGGACUCGUUGUGUUUGUUUACUAUUAAUACUGUGCCCACUAAGUAAUUCUAUUAUUUAUAAUUAAUUUACCUAAGUUCAACUAAUUUAAGAACACACGUAGCUGACUAAAAAAAUGGAUGACAUAUAUUCUUCGUUUGACGACUCUAAAAGCAGUGGCUACAAUAACAAGAAAACCGAUGUAAGUCUAUCUGACCAACUAGCAGAAUUCGGAAAGCUACGAAUAUCUGCUCUAACAAACGCAGCAGAAAUAAGUCCUUUUGUCAAAGAAGUAACUAUAGGACCAAACAGCCCUCCUAUAAAGGAUCCAGUACAAAAUAUGGAUCGGCUGACAGAAACACCACCCAAAAUCAAAGAGGAAGAGAAUUUGAUGGAGGACAGGAUUCGCGAAGACCUCCGAUAUACGCUGAUCAUGAGAGAAUUUGAGACUAAACUGCAGCAAACUUCAGAAGAAUCAUUUAGAGAACUUAUUGAGCAGAUGAUAGCCAAAAGAGCAGAAAUAUCUUUGAAAUAUUGGAAAGCGCAAAGUGAAGAAUGUGAACGCCGGGCGCUCGAACGCAAGAAACGAAAGUUGCUUCUGCUGCAGCAACUGGCAGAUAAUGACAAUCAAUCUCUAUUGGAGCGGGCCAAGUUAGAUGAGCAGAACACCCAAUUAAUCAACAGACAAACCAUGGACAACUUGAACAGAAUGUUGGAAGAGCAAAACAAAGCAACAGCAAGGCUUGCAGCGAUCACUGACAGCCACACAAAAAUAUGUUUAUGUUACAGUGAAAUAAACAAUCUCAUACAAACUGAACCUUUAGUCAAAGAAAUCUAUGAGAAGUACCGAACAGCUAUAAACACAGUAAUUGGAAAUAUCAAUGUUAUUAUGGAGUCCUGUAAGAAUACUGCUCUAACAGACAGGGAAGUAAAACAGGCUGAGAUUUUGGUGUUAAAUAUUGACAAUAUAUGUAAAAAGAUAAUAAAUGACUUGCAAGAGUUUAAGAAAAAGAAACAGAGAGAAGAGGAAGAUGAAGUUACAAGGAAAAAAGAGCUGGAAGAAAAAGAAUUGCUAGAAGCCAAGGCUAAAGAAGAAGCAGAAAAAGCUCAGCAAGCUGAGUUGGCUGCGCUGUUACUUGACCAAUCAAAGAAAACAAAGCCUAUUUUCCACUCUGCUAAAAAUUUCAGUAAUUAUGAAGAUCUUAAGAAUUUUCUGGUACAAUAUGAAUUGCAAUACAAGGAGUUAUUAGAAAAUGUUAAUAUGAAAAAAUUCAGAUUUGACUGCCAAAAGGCUGUGAACACACCAGUGAAUGCAAUUUCUUCUGUCAGUGGAAUACAUAUGAAAGAUAAAUAUGAGAAACUGUCAAAAUUGUUGAAAGGUGAACGGGUCCAAGUGCUGGACACUUAUGUGCAGGCAACACAGCAUCCUCAGGGACUUGCUUAUUGUACAGCUCUACUGGCAAAAAAGAUUGUCCGUCAAGGAGACCUGCUCGUCUCUAGCAAGCCAGAGGCAGCAUUCCCUUUGGCGGCAGUGACUGUGGCACUCAGUUCACAAUUCCCAACAUUUUCAAAAUUAUUAGAAGCAAACUUUCAUAGACAAUGCCCAUAUUUAGUACCCAUGUUCUUACCACAGAAGGAAGGUCAGACUGACAAGGAAUUCUAUUUAUCAAGAGGUUACACUUAUAAUGAUGAAGGAGUUGUGGAGAAGCAAGACAAAUUUUUGAAGAGAAUGUCUGGCAUAUUCCGCCUCUGUUGUGCCAUUUGGAUAGCAAAAACUCCUAGGUUUGUUAAUGCCCCAAAUCCUCAUGGUUUGUUCUAUGGCUGGAGAUGGCUGGCUUCUUUCAUAAACUUGAGACCAGAACCCGACAUCAGUGCCACUUUACUUCAUGACUUUUUCUCGGUCUGUGGCCAUGAGUUUUUCAAGCAUUAUGGAAAACAAUUUACAAAAAUUAUCAAAUUAAUAGCUACAGAUUAUCUAGCCAUCUUACAGAAUAUUGAUGAAGGUGGGCCCAAAAGUAGGUUGGAGGUUUUUCUUCAAAAUGUUCUAAGAACUGGUCACAUAGAACCAGCCAGUGGAUUGCUACAACCAAACACAUGGUGAUUUUUCCUGAUUUUAAUUAUAAGUAUUUUAUUUCUCAAAUCUUAAUGAACUUUUGUAAUUGUAUUCCCUAAAUGUGAUUUUGCAUCAUGUACUUUUAAUUUAUAGCUAUGAGUUAUUAUAAAUUGUAAACACAGACAUACUAUGGUAAUAAAUUAAAAUUUAUACAAAUAUG
Molecule: messenger RNA, 2321 nt
Organism: Plodia interpunctella (Indianmeal moth)
Lineage: Eukaryota; Metazoa; Arthropoda; Insecta; Lepidoptera; Pyralidae
Gene: Gle1
Product: Gle1 RNA export mediator
Exons: 1
Coding region: 185-2149 (654 amino acids)
Biological process (GO): poly(A)+ mRNA export from nucleus
Cellular component (GO): cytoplasm; nuclear pore cytoplasmic filaments; nuclear pore
Molecular function (GO): inositol hexakisphosphate binding; phospholipid binding; translation initiation factor binding
Source: RefSeq, a predicted model, not a curated record